CUAGCAAGAGGCAGGACGGCGGAGAUGUCAGCCAAUCAGCAGCUCCCACGACCCACCCCGGGGAACCUGGUUUAGAAUGUUGAGAGUUUCAGAGUCCCGAGGUAAACUUUCCAGCGAGCCCGGAGGUCGUGCGCGUGAGUCGGCAGGCAGUCAUGGUUUCUCCUCGGACUUGUAUGAACAAGCUUGGCUCGACGCUUCCAUUGCUGUUGGUGCUCUGGGAUCUCCACUAUGAGGGAGUACAAUGUGGCAUAAACGCAGAAGUAGAAAAGCAACUUGAAUUGGGAAAGAAACUGUUGGCAGCCGGGCAGCUCGCAGAUGCUUUGUCACACUUCCAUGCCGCCAUAGAAGGAGACGCUGAUAACUACCUUGCCUAUUACAGAAGAGCCACAGUAUAUCUAGCCAUGGGCAAAUCAAAAGCUGCCAUUCGUGACUUAAGCAGGGUAGUUGAAUUAAAGCAGGAUUUCACAUCGGCAAGACUACAAAGAGGGCAUCUGCUGCUUAAGCAGGGAAAGCUGGAUGAAGCUGAAGAGGAUUUUGAAGGCGUGCUUCUGUCUAACCCAAAUGAUAAAGAAGAAGGAGAAGCCCGCUCUCAGUUGGUGAAGUCAAAUGAGGCUCGGCGCCUGCGUUCUCAAGCACAGACUGCCUUUCUCAAGAAAGAUUACUAUACUGCUAUCAGUCUCUUGGACAAAAUUCUAGAUGUCUGUGUUUGGGAUGCAGAGCUGCGGGAACUUCGAGCUGAAAGCUAUAUCAAGGAAGGGGAGCCUGGGAAGGCUAUCAGUGACUUAAAGGCUGCUGCCAAACUGAAGAGCGAUAAUACUGAAGCAUUCUAUAAAAUCAGCACUAUAUACUAUGAACUGGGGGACCAUGAAAUGUCUUUAAGUGAAGUGCGGGAAUGUCUGAAACUGGACCAAGACCAUAAGGAGUGCUUUUCUCACUACAAGCGGGUAAAGAAGCUCAAUAAGCAGAUUGUUUCGGCAGAAGAGCUCAUCCAAGAAGGAAAGUACCCGGAAGCCACUGACAAGUAUGAGGCAGUUAUGAAGAUGGAGACAAAUGUUCCUGUUUAUACCACUCGAGCCAAAGAGAGAAUCUGCCAUUGCCUUUCAAAGAAUCAACAGUCGACAGAAGCCAUUAAACUUUGCACUGAAGUUCUGCAGCUAGAGCCAGAAAAUGUGAAUGCCCUCAAAGAUCGGGCUGAAGUAUACUUGCUAGAAGAAAUGUAUGAAGAAGCUAUCCAGGACUAUGAAACUGCUAAAAAAUACAGUGAUAAUGACCAACAGAUUCUGGAAAGCCUUGAGAAAGCCCAGCGGAUGCUCAAGCAGUCUCAAAAGAGGGACUACUAUAAAAUUUUAGGAGUUAAAAGGAAUGCCAGAAAACAAGAAAUCAUAAAGGCCUAUAGGAAGCUGGCAAUGCAGUGGCACCCAGAUAAUUUCCAGGAUGAAGAAGAGAAGAAGAAAGCGGAGAAAAAGUUUAUUGAUAUUGCAGCUGCCAAAGAAGUUCUCACAGAUCCAGAAAUGCGGAGGAAGUUUGAUGCAGGAGAAGACCCACUGGAUGCUGAGAGUCAGCAAGGCGGAGGAAACCCUUUUCACCGAGGCUGGAAUUCCUGGCAAGGUUUCGAUCCCUUCAGUUCUGGAGGACCUUUCAAGUUUAAAUUCCAUUUCAAUUAGAACUGCUACACUCUUUUUUAUCUUUUUUUAAUCUUUUUUUUUUUUUUUUGCAUCUGGCAAUCUGUAUUUUUUUUUCUAGGUAACUUAAAAUUAUGGUUUAGUCCUUGAACAAGGACUUUAAUGAGAACCAGUUUCUUGGUGAUAGCCCAAAAGGGAGGCAAACCCAGCAAUGUUGAUAAUACCAAUCUGUUUGAGAGUUCUGAUGGGUUGAAAGCUCCAGCUCAAGACAAACCCUUGCUUGAAAAGAAACUGAUUCAAGAAAGCACUUUAAAGUUUACUGAACUGUUAGUGCCCUUUUUGUGGGAAUUAGUCACUUGAAACAACAGAAAUAAUUUACUCCAGCUUUAAGGCCUCAACUGACUAUUGGAAGUAUUACGCAUCAGUAUGACCCUUUAAAUGAUAGAGAACAUUGGCCACUGCAGCCAGCUUGGAGACAGUUUUCUAACUUAAUGUUACAAGGACAAUUUUCUCUGAUUAAAAUAUCUCCUUCUGGUUGCUUCUAAAGAAUUAAAUGGAAUUAAAUUUUUAGCAGGUGGUAGAGAACCGUUUUCUACUCAAAGUUUGCUUGACAUUUGAGCAGGACUGAGAUGUUGCCCGUAAUAAACAGAACUUUGUUCUGCUCCUGAAGAUUUAUUUUUGAAGGGGUGAUAGAGGAGAAUGUUGAACAUCUUCACAACUAUUAUACACAUUUCUAUCAUCCCACAGAGUAAUAACUCAUAGACACGAUUGAAAGUCUUUUUCCUGCAACUGAAUUCUGGUAUUGUGAACUGUGUUCAAAAUGGAGCUUGGCAGUCCUCUUGGGAUGCAAUUUUGAACUUGCUCUGUUUUUCACAUCCAGUCCUUUUCAAGAAUGCUGCUUUGGACACAUAACAAAGCGACGUGCAUCUUUCACCUUUCUUGCUCUCAUAAGUACACAUAUCUGACCCAGUCCAUUUCAAGUGCAAGUGUCAAACAACUGUAAAAUAAUAGUGGUUGAACCUCACUAGCUUUUGUACAUAACAUUCCCUUCAUUUUGAAAUUUUCAUGAGUGGAUUCAUCUCAGAACAUACCACCUUGUUGAAUGAGGACUCAGAUAGUGCUUUCACGUUUCUCUUUUAAGAAUGACUCCAGAAAUGCUGGGAAAGGUAGAUGUUACCUACUAACAAUCAUGCUUGUAUCUUGGACAGCUUUGAAGGACUGCAUAAAGUGCCAUUGUUCAAAUGGGGGUCGGAGGAAAUGGGUUUCAGUCGCUGAGUCCUUGUUUGCAUAGGACAGUGUUUCUCAACCUUAGCAACGUGAAGAUGUCUGGACUUCAACUCCCAGAGUUCUAUGCUGGCUGGGGGAUUCUGGGAGUCGAGGUUCAGACAUCAGGUUGCUAAGGUCGAGAAACACUGGCAUGGCUUGGGUUGCACUGGUUUUGCCAGAGCUGCUUCUCCUAGAGGCCCCAUCAGGCCUGCACAUGGAUUGAUCAAAAGGUUUGGCAGUGCUUCUGGGCCAACUGAAAUAAAACGCUGCCUUGGAAGUGUUGCCAGAAUAAAGCUCUCUGGGGCGUGGCGGGGGGGUAGAUUCUAUGAGAGCUAUGACGUUCUUUUGAAGAUAAAGAAAUACUAAGUGUUCAACAGUAGCACGUAGUUUUAAUUGCUUUAAAUCUUCAGUCAGAAAGUGGGGUUUUUUGUGCUGGGGGGGGAAGACAAGAUAAAUUUGAAGUUCACAGUUGUGCCAAACCUUAAAUUGUUUCUAUGCCAACUAAUGAAUAGAAAUUGCUUUAUUAUGCUGCUGUUCCCAUGUGAUUCUAAGUAGAUUUUGGGGGAAAUUGGAAAAAAGGAACUUACUGCAUUCCUUUGGAAAUUAAAGAAGCAAGUUAAAAGGCAGUUCACUUAUCAGUUGCUACUGAAAGGUAUUUAUAGUAUUAAAUGCCUCAAAUGUGAAAAAAAUGAGACCUUUGGCUCUGCAAAAUAGUUUCACUUAAGCAGUACGUUUUAAGAGCACAGAGAUUAAAUAUGAUGGUCUUCAGCAGCUGAGGGUAAAAGAAUGGCUUGUUUUUCUCUUCUGUAAGAAAGAAAAUAGGACAAAAACAGGUUUUAAUUACAAGAUUUGGGUUGGGGAUCAGGAAAAAAAUCCUAAAAGAGCAUGCUCUUCAACAGUGGAACAGGCUCCCUUGGAACUGUACGACUCCCUUCUGUGGAUGUUUAAACAAAGGCUGGAGAACCAUUUGUGGAUGCUGACAGAUCUUGCAGUGGACGGGGUUGGAUUAGAUGAUCUCCAAGGACCCUUGCAACCCUUACGUAGAUAGAAAUCGGCUGAAAUCUCACCUAAUCACUAUCCUGUUUUGAAUUUUUGGCAUCUUUAUUCAAACUUCCAAAAGAUUUGGUGAUCCCUCAAGACUACAGCCAUGUUUAAAAAAAAAAGGUUCAGUGCUCUCAGGCACUGUAUUAUCAUCCCCUAAUUGGCAUGGUGGUCUACAAAGGCUUUCAGAGAGAAUGUGGGGGUCCACAUGAAGAAAAACAUGAGAAACUGCUAGAAAUAGCCCAAUGGACUAUUUGUACCUAGAACUGAUCUGUCAUGCACGUUAAAGGAGGGAACAGGGAACUUUAUGAGAAAAAGGUCACAGGAAAAGUUCGUUUUAAGUAACAAAUCCUGCCCCGCCCCCCAACUUCAUUCUUCUCAAAUGAAAGAAAAAGAGUUGCCUUAGAAACCUGGCUGGACUUGAUCUAGCCAUCCAAGUUCUUUCUGCCUUAACAAGCUGACAGGAGGAAUUAGAAUCAAUUGACUCUUUCGUACAGAUUUGGGGGACAAUUAUGCAACUAAUGGCAGUUUAGCAGUGGGAUAACCAUAUACUUCCAAAAUAAAUAUAUUCCUGUGGGACAUUAGGACUUCUAUAGUCUGUCUUAACAAGUAUGAGAAAAAUUGCUUCAGUUGCCAAAAUGUAGAAUGCCAAUUUUGUUUAUAAUUAUGGUAAAUUAUUUUCAAAUUGAAGUGUUCUACAAAACAGCUCAUGGAUUUUAACAUUACUUUUUAAAUUACUCCUAAUUUCAUAUCUGGAAGCUACUUUGUGGCAGUGAAUAUUUGUAUUAAACUGAUGGCAGUGGUAUACAUUUCACCUACUCACUGAGUCUGAAAUCUGAAAUUUAAAAUUCUAGUUGACGAUCAAAAUAACUAUUGCCUCUCUUAGUGGGCAAAUCCUUGGAACCUAUUCUUCUUUAAAAAGAACAGAACGAGAUCAGAGUAAUACUAAAUAUUUACUAGGAGGUAUACUAGAACUUCUGAGACCUUCGCCCAUUAAUAUAUGAUGUGACAAUACAUGGGAACCAUUGCUGAGCCUUUCCCCCCUGCUAAAAGCUAUGGCUGUAGCAAAGUGGUCAAAGUAGUAAACUUUCUUCUUCCCAUCGUUACCUAGUUUUGUGAAGGGGUAACAGAAACUUGUUGGUCUAUUUCACUGUAUUUUGCAGUGGGAGGUUGCAAUGCUAAAUUCAAAAUGGGUGUUCUGCCUGAUGUUGGAAAAAGAAGUAGCUGCUUUAAAAGAGACAGGCACACAUUUUAGCUGUGCAUGCCAAAGCCCCUUUUCUGAAAGGUUCCUGAAGUCACAGCCCUACUUUACAGUAAGAGUUGGCAGCAGGCAAGCUGGAAGCACAAGAGCAGGGUUUUUCAAAUGGCGUUCUACAAAACCCAAGGAGAGAUUAAGGGGGAAAAGGUUCAAAUACAGUUUUCAAUCACUAGAGCCCACCUGAUCAGGAGUUCCAGGAAAUUUUUUGACUUACCUGUUCUGUGGCCUGAAAAAGUUUGCAAGCCCUACUCCAGAGAUCAUCACUGACCUAACAAGGCUGAGAUAAUUAAAUACAGAGGAAUAUGUAUCAUAUUAAGGAAGGUCCUUUAUUAAGGUCACAGAAAGCACCAGGCACUAGGACAGGCUUUCUCAUUAGUUGAGAUUUUACAUAAUGGAGCAAAUCAGUGAGCAUCCCUGAAGAAUCAGUGAUUUUUAAUCAUAUUUAUAAAUAAGCUUGAGGCAGAACAAGUUGUGUGGUGAUGCCAUGGUCAGUGUGAAAUCUCUGCAGAUUGUAGAAUGCCUUAAGCUAGUAAAGGAAGAGGCUGCUUGAUGUUUGGGCCCAGCUGUAAAGCUAUGCUAACCUGAGUUAAUAGAAGCCUUGCAUGACCAACAACUUCCAAAUGAUCUAAAUAUUUCAAAAGCAAAAAGAUCAAAACUGGCCUUGGAGGUCCAAGCCCUCCUCAAUUAGGAGUUUGUGACAAAGUUGUGUCCCUCUAAUCUCAAGGAGCUCAUAUUUACAGUAUUUCUUCUGGAGAGUUAAGAAUU
Candoia aspera is the source of this 5952-nucleotide messenger RNA. It is a transcript of the gene DNAJC3, whose product is annotated as DnaJ heat shock protein family (Hsp40) member C3. The coding region runs from base 153 to 1664 and encodes 503 amino acids. The record is from RefSeq and is a predicted model, not a curated record. NCBI's taxonomy places the organism in Eukaryota, Metazoa, Chordata, Lepidosauria, Squamata, Candoiidae. The transcript has 12 exons. Gene Ontology annotation, biological process: protein folding in endoplasmic reticulum. Gene Ontology annotation, molecular function: misfolded protein binding; protein-folding chaperone binding. Gene Ontology annotation, cellular component: endoplasmic reticulum.